Molecule: messenger RNA, 672 nt
Organism: Penicillium arizonense
Lineage: Eukaryota; Fungi; Ascomycota; Eurotiomycetes; Eurotiales; Aspergillaceae
Gene: tpcF
Product: glutathione S-transferase tpcF
Exons: 1
Coding region: 1-672 (223 amino acids)
Source: RefSeq, a predicted model, not a curated record
AUGGCAUCCAACAUCAUCCCAAUAAAACUUUGGGGAAAAGGUGGUCCCAACCCUCCCAAAGUAGCCAUUGUCCUCGAAGAGCUGGGCCUUCCUCAUGAGUUUCAACCCAUAACAUUCGCGGAUGUGAAAACUCCGGAGUACCUCGCCAUCAACCCCAACGGUCGACUCCCCGCUAUCUACGACCCGAACACCGACCUCACGCUCUGGGAAUCCGGCGCCAUCAUCGAGUAUCUGGUGGAUCGGUAUGAUACCUCUCGCAAGAUCAGUUUCGAGCCCGGCUCCAAGGAAGCCCAGCUGGCGCGUCAGUGGCUUUUCUUCCAGGCUUCCGGCCAAGGUCCGUACUAUGGCCAGGCGUGCUGGUUUAAGAAAUUCCAUCCCGAGCCGGUGCCCAGUGCGGUGGAGCGCUAUGUGAAGGAGAUUAACCGGGUUUCAGGGGUGGUGAAUGAUUUCUUGAGCAAGCAGGAGACCGGCCAGGGGGGUCCGUGGUUGGUAGGGGGACGGGUUUCGUUUGCGGAUUUGGCUUGGGCCAGUUGGCAGAUUAUCGUGACCAAACUCAUUCAGGAGGAAGACGGGUAUGAUGUGAAUAACUUUCCUUUUGUGAAGGAUUGGUUGGACCGCAUGUUGAGCCGCGAGCCUGUGAGGAAGGUGAUUGAAGAAGUUCAGAAGCUGUAA